Messenger RNA from Hirundo rustica (Barn swallow), 938 nucleotides. RefSeq names its product cAMP responsive element binding protein 3 like 4 (gene CREB3L4). Bases 16 to 912 code for a protein of 298 amino acids. NCBI's taxonomy places the organism in Eukaryota, Metazoa, Chordata, Aves, Passeriformes, Hirundinidae. Gene Ontology annotation, molecular function: RNA polymerase II cis-regulatory region sequence-specific DNA binding; DNA-binding transcription factor activity, RNA polymerase II-specific. Gene Ontology annotation, biological process: regulation of transcription by RNA polymerase II. Gene Ontology annotation, cellular component: nucleus. The record is from RefSeq and is a predicted model, not a curated record. The transcript is spliced from 8 exons.
CCCCAGGGAGCCCCCAUGGAGGCACCGGAGCUCCCGGAGCCGGACGGGCUCUUCCCGGAUCCCGCCUCGCUCCCGGUGCCGGUACCGGGCUUCCAGACCGUGACGCUCCCGCAGGAUGAUGGCAGCGGAGCCGAGGAGCUGGGGCUGACGGUGAACCCCGACAUCGCCUGCGGCCUCGGCACCAGCCCGGAGCCCCCCGGGCCCGCCGGGACCCCGCCGGUGCUGCUGGAGGUGGUUUGUGACCUCAGCACACCUCUGUACCCCUCGCUGUUCCCCGGCAUCGAGCUGGCCCCGAGCCCCGAGCCCCUGCCCACGCUCCAGCUCACGGAGGAGGAGAAGCGGCUGCUGGCGCAGGAGGGGGUGACGCUGCCCGGGGCCCUGCCCCUCACCCAGGCCGAGGAGCGGCUCCUGAAGAAGGUGCGGAGGAAGAUCCGGAACAAGCAGUCGGCGCAGGACAGCCGGCGCAGGAAGAAGGAAUACCUGGACGGGCUGGAGAGCAGGGCGGCCGCGUGCUCGGCACUGAACCAGGAGCUGCGGAAAAAGGUCCAGGAGCUGGAGAAGAGCAACGGGUCUCUCCUGCGGCAGCUCCAGGCGCUGAUCAAGGAAACGUCCACCAAGCCCGCCCAGACCGGCACCUGUGUCCUGAUCCUGUUCCUGUCGCUGGGGCUGAUCCUGCUCCCCAGCUCCAGCCCGUUCCGCCGGGGCGGCAGCCGGGAGAACCCUGCACCCACCGGAGUGAUCUCCAGGAACAUCCUGACGGCCGGAGAAUCCCCGCUCCCGGGGUGGGUGCCGGGGACAGAGCCGGGAUCCGGCGUGGAGACUGGGGAUGGGAUUCUCACCCCACACUGGGAUCCAGGGACCAACUCCUCCAGGAAGGACGUGGGGACACGGGGACAUGGGGACGAGAUGUGACUGGGAGACCUCAGGACGGGGGAACG